UUGAAAUAUUAAGAGCGAUGUAUAAGGUUUUCUUAAAUAUUCAUCGAUAUUAAUCCGCAGCGUCAAAAUGGCGGACAAAAUCCUGUCAGGAUCUGCAUGCCAAACGACACAUUAAUUUUCUAGAAAUUAUCUACGUAUCUGUUAGUUUCAUAGCAACCUUAAAUUUACAUAAUGGCAUCUGGUGGACGAAAAAAUCCCAAAACAUCUUCCUCUGAGCCUCGGCAAAAGAGCACUUGGACGAGGACAACAAGCAUGUCGGACAAGGAUGAUAAUGUCAGCUUGAACAGUUUCGCGAAUGACCUGAGGCCAAAUAACUGGGAUUUCUCUGACUGGCAGCCUUCUGGAGCCAAAGACCAGACCAAGCGGCGCAAAAAAGGCAACCCAGAAUGGGAGAGAGAGCAGUCGCUCAGUAUGGAGUCACCACCCCCUCCCGAACGGCAACAUGGCACUCCUAGGACUUUCCCUCGCACCAAAAUUACUCCCACUACCCCCACCUCACAAAGAAUAGCUUUAGAAAAUCUUAAGCAGCAAAUGACUUUCAGUGACCAAGAAGAUGGAGCCAGUAACGAUGGUGAACAGGAGAGGAACAAUGACCGCAACCUGCUAAGAAGACGAGAGAACGUUGCCAGUAACAACCGUGGUCAGGACCGUCUAGAGCCACCACGCUCACGUCCUGUCCCAAACCAGCGUGAAGACCGCAGCAACAGAAACAACAACAAGCAGAAUCAGGGCAAUGAAGCAAGGUCAGCACCACCAUCAGCAGCGGCUGCAGGAGCUUCUGCUAUUCAGUCCAAAAAGCCUGACAGUAGCCAGAUUGUAGGAAGGCUGAUGCAGAUUAGAGAGUACAUAAAACAAACUAAUGCCAUGAUGGAGUCUUUGAAAAAAUCAGGAGAUCCGGAUGACAGAAAGCGAAGCUGUGACUUGUCACAGUCCAUUUCAUUUUUGAAGGAGUUUGAGUCUGAAUGUUUACAGUCUCUGUGGGUCAUGUGGCCGGGUUACAGAGAUGAAAUGAAUAGGUUGCAAAAACUUAGAGACCACUUGAAAGAACAGGAGAGUGGGUACACUGGUCUUCUACAAGCUAUCUUGUCAGUGAAAGAUGAGCCUGAUGUGAAUGAUGCCAGUAGAGAGUUUACCCCCAACCCAGACAUGGAUGACACUACCUCAGUGGACCUGGAUGUACAGUCAGAAAUCUCGGAUAGGGAGGAGAGAUCGGUAAGUGCCUCCUCUAGACCACGCAUCGAGGACAAACUGGGCAUCGCAACAGAUAAUGAUGAAGAGGAGGAGGAGGUGGAGGAGGAAAUAGUGGAGAAUGGGGCUCCAUCUGAGUCCUCCAAUGACUCAAGUACCAUGGAUGACACUGUCAUUGCCAAUAGGGAACUUAUCAACCAGGCUAUGGGCUAUACUUUAGGGGAUGAAGAGUAUGGUGCCUUUGAUGGUCAGACUUCAGAGCAAGUGGAGACGUUACUUGCACUCAGGCAGCAACAGGACCUGCUGCAGAAACUGGUAGAACAGCAAGAACAGAUGCGAGCUUUGAGAAACCGUCAGGCAGCGUUGCUAGCUCUGCAACAGGACGCCGAGGCCAAGCUGGCCACUACCAGACAGAAGAGCAACGAAGCUCGUGCAAUCUCCAUAGCCCUGGAUGACCAGGCUGGGAGCAUGGCAGGCCAUGUGGAUGCCCUGUCCCUGGGGGAGAGUAACGCUGGGCGACCCACAGACCCGGAUCUCAUGGACAUACGACAGCAGCUACAGUACCUCAGAAAUGAGCUUAGCACACAGGAUGCAAACCUAAAACAAGUGCAGUCCCAGAAUGCACCCCUAGAGAGAAAUGCCAAGCAAAACCAGGCCAGCAAGCAGCAAGAAACCAAAGCCAAGAAGAACGCACCCCCACCUAGACCGCCGUCCCCUAAACUGAGAGACAGACCCUCCAGGUCAAGCCAAGGUGCUGCUGGUGGGGCAGUAGCAGUCCCAGACCGGUCGAUACCGCCUGAGCAGCUGACCAGGGAGCAGCUGGAGGCCCGUCUGCAGGACCUGCUGAGCAAGAAGAACAGACUGGAUCAGAUGCUUCAGGAUGAGUUCACAGUUCCGUUGAUGCCGACCCGGUCAGAGGACAUGAGUCGUGAGCAGCUGGCCAACAAGCUGCAGGAGCUGCAGAACAAGAAACGACGCAUGGAUGAUAUGCUUAAGGAGCUACAGACACUGAGGGCGAACCCCGCCUUCACACUCAAUAAUGCUGUAAGAGGAGUGGGUGGUGCAGCAGCCCAAGCCGUGGCCCCUCAGCCGCAGGCCAGAGACCCUGUAGCAGAGUCUGGGGAGGGGACACAGGAGCUCACUAAUGGAGUCUUGGGUGUUUUGGAUGCCAGACAAAAACUGCAGAAGCUAAAUGAAGUGAAGAGCCGUCUGAGCCAGCUGAAGUCCCUGGUGCACUACUACCAGGACACCGGCCCUGGCGCCCUUCAGAUGGAGGGAGAGGACCAGUCCUCUCUGCCUGCAUACAGCGACUAUGGGGGUGAGCCGGAGGUCACCAGGGACAGAGACGCCGUGCCAGUACAAGAGAGCAGUAAGAAGCAGCCAGGUGUGAACAUCCCAGUGCGUAACAUCGCAGACUCAGACGAGAACAACGACUCGGCCUCCCAGUCGGAGAGCGAGUCUGAGUCCCAGAUGUCCAGCCUGGGACCUUGGGGAGAUGAUCCUGAGAUACAGGAGAAAGUCAGGAAGCUGAAGGCUGCCAAGGAGAAGUUGAAGCACCUUCAGAGCCUGGUAGCGAUAGUUCAGGACAGCCCAGGCAUGGCUGAGGGGCUCCCAGAGGAACUGGCAGAGUUGGCGGCCAGUAUGGAGGAGGCGGACACGCAGACUGAGGACAGGAAUAACGCCUCAACAAGCGAGGGAGAGAUACCAGCUGCAGAGCAACAGAGGCAAAGGGAUGAAUAUUACCAGCGAAAGAUGGAAGAACAGAUGAAGGAACUGGAGGACCUGAAGACAGAGAAGACGAGACUGCUCACCAUACAGUCACAACUGCAGUCACUGCAUGAUAGGUUCUCACAGCAGGCUGAAGAGGAGGGUGAGAAGCAAGGCUCCGAAUCUGGUGAUGAAGUUAGGGCCAAGUCCCAGACCAGCGAGCAGUCCACAGGUCAGCAGCCCCUCACGUCAGGCCCCACCAGCCAGCAUAACUCGGGCGGACCCAGUGUCACAUUUUCCUCCAACGAGGAGGUGUAUUACAAGAUGCGAAAUCAGCGAAUGUUGCGUGAGGAGCUGCGAGAGAAGAAGAAACAGCUCGAGUCCAUCAUGAAGAAGGACCGCAACAAGAAGCAGUAUUAUAAGAACCAGGACAACCAGAGUGACACUGUCUCCUACAGCACAGAACUGUUUGGUGCCAGUGUUGACCAGACCAUGGCUACAUGGGGUGGCUCUACAGUGGACAACAUGGAGAGCAUCACAGAGGAUGGGGCAGUCCAGGAUAAUGAUGAGGAUGAGGACGAAGAUGAUGCUUACCCAGUUGAUGGCAUUCUGCAAGUAGAGGAGGAGGAAGAGCAGAACCAGUCAGACAAUGAAACCUACACAAUAGAUGACGACGUCAGAGAGAGGAGGAAAGCCAGGUCUAUGGCCAAGGGAGACAACCCGGAUGAUUCACCAAAAAAGGGAGCUAAGCGCAGUUUCCCUCGGUCAGGACGACAGACACAAGGCGGCACUGGGCCAAAAGAGGCUUGGACAAAGCCCACUGACUUUAAUAAGUGGUCAAGGAAUGGGAGGAAAUCUAGGCAAGAGAACUACCGAUCAGCAGAGGACAUUGUACAGGAUAGUGAAGAGAAUCCCAAGACCAAGUCUGCCAUUGAGGACCUACAGAGGAAACUAGAGGAGACCUCCAAGCUGUGUCAGAGUCUCCUAGCCGAGCAGCAGGGCACAGGGCAGCUUGCCAGGCAGCAGGCUGCAGGUUUUGGCAGUCAUGGCCAGAUGUUGGACCUUCAGCAGCAACUGCAGCAGCAGCAGCUGAUGAUGAGCCUCAACCAGUGCUAUCAGCAGAUCUCCAUGCAGCAGCUUGAGAUGCAGAAUAUGCAGCGCCAGAUACAGGCCCUGUUGUACCAACAAGCUGACACCUCGGACAGCCAUGAGGGAGUUUUCUCCAGCAAUGUGAGGGCUCGCUCUCUCAGCUCCCUGUACAGCCCCAUGCUGCCCCGCCAGUCUCCCAACAUCCUGCUGCCCCUUGACCCCUUCCAGGCUAAUCCUUCAUUCAUGGGAAUGUCCUCACCUUUUGGUAGUCGUCUACUGCGGAGAGCUGGGGAUACUGAACAGCGUGCAGAGGCCAGUGAAGGUGUGGACAAGCAGACUCGCACUUCCAGAUCCUCCAGGACGGACUCCUACUCACAGAAAACCAAGAGGAAGUCACAGUCUCAGAGCCCUGUGCAGCCUGUACAAAUACAGACUCGAAGCAGGGGCUCUAUGACAGAGCUGUAUGCAGAACAGGUGGAAGAGGAAGAGGAGGAAACAGCUAACCGGUUCUCACCAGACAGACAGAAGUUUGAAGACUACUUGGCACAGAAAAAGAGAGAGUUUUUGGAGAGAAAUAAACUACAAGAUCGAUCACAAAAGCAGACACCGGACAAAGGUCAGCGGGGUUCAAGGUCAGAGGAUGAGUAUCGUCCAGGUCUGAGUGCUGGUAUCAGCGGUGCAGGAUAUGUGGAGGAUGACCGCAGUGUGGUCAGCAGUGUCCGGUCAAGUCAGGCCGCUGCCCUACAAGCUGGACAGGCACAGGCCAGAGUGGCCGAGGCAGCCAGGGACUCUGAUGACCAGGAAGACAUGACGUUAUUUGAGACCCUACGAGAGACGAUAUACUCAGAAGUAGCCACGCUGAUAUCACAGAAUGAGAACCGGCCCCACUACCUGAUAGAGCUGUUCAGGGAGCUACAGCUUCUCACCACAGACUAUCUCAGACAGAGGGUUCUCUAUGACAUCAAGGACGUCGUGUCCAAAUACCUCGUGGAGGACACGGCUGUAUCUGCUCCGCCACCCCGUUGGAUGAACACAGCUGAAGCCCAGAACUUCAUUACCUCUGAGUUGACCCCAAGUGAAAGCAUUGUGACCUCAGAUGAUGAGGAGGUCAAGUACCUCUUACAGAUGAAACUGAAGCAAAAAGUCGCCGCAAACCUCGUUGCCAAGGAGCGGGAAAGAGAAAAAUCGGGUCAAACUCAGGGUAAAGGUCAGAGCCGGGGUCAGCUCCUGAGAAGUGGGUCAAUGAAGAAUGAUCAGUUUGAUUAUCAGGAGCCUGCUGAUGAAGACAGCUCAGUGUCGACCCCCUCCAACUCCUACUGGGACUCGCCGUUCAACCAGGACAGUCUUGGGGAGACAGUGGUCCACUUAGAUAAGACUCUCAAGAAAAUGCGUGAAUACGAGGAGGGUCUGGCGGCCAUGAACACAAAGGCAAAGUCUCAGACAAGAGAGAGGUCAGAGCAGGAGAAAUCCGACGUGGCAGAGGCUGCAGCCAAACGUGGGGAUACAGAGAGGGGAGAGGUCAGCAGCUCUGCCAUGGAUCAGGGGGAUGAGAGCUCUGUCAAUUCUGAUGCAGUACCGUACCCAAGGAUUGACACCCAGCAGCUGGACCAGCAGAUCAAGUCCAUCAUGACGGAGGUGAUACCAGUGAUCAAGGAACACAUGGACAACAUGUGCUCACCCCAGCUGCUGGCCUACGUCAAGCGUCUCGUGCUCUCACUCACACGCCAGUAUGACAGCGGCCAGGAGUUUGCACGCUUCUUCCACAGGCAGCUCGGUUCCAUUCUGCAGGAUACACUGGCCAAAUAUGAGGGCAGAAAGAUGCGUGAGUGUGGAGAAGACCUGCUUGUGGACAUGUCAGAGGUUCUAUUUAAUGAGCUGGCAUUCUUCAGGCUAAUGCAAGACCUGGAUAAUCCUCUCAUCAAGGAGAAAAUGAAGAAUGCAGAAGCUAUGAAUUCUGAGGAUGAUGUAGAGGAGAACGAAGAAGGGGACAAGAAUGCUUCUGACAAUGAGUCUGAUACCACGGAAAGCUCCACAGCCAACGCCAGUGACAACGAGGAUGACGUUAGGCCAACACAGACUGAAGAGGAGGAACUGGGCAAGUCACGUGAUGACGACUUGGCCAAUGAAGUUGACAUGUAUGAUGACAAAGAUGAUGAUGACUCUCCUAACAAGGGUGUGCAGAUAGAACUUGCACCUAGUGAAACCAAGCCAUACUCCAGGAUUGGCAGCGAUGAAGAUGAUGAGAGUGUAGAUGAGGACGAGUCCCAGAGCAAUGAGGAUCCCAGCGAGACCGCAGUCUCUAUCAAUGCACGCUCUGAAUACAACAUGCACGCCCGCGCAGGCUGCUGGAGAGACGGGGAGGACCAGGGUGGAGACAGUGGGUCAGACAUGGGCUCCAACCCUGCCAGGGAGUUUCGGUCUCUCCCCUCCGUGGGUCAGGCGGUGUCAGCGUCCCCAGAGCAGGAUGCCGACCAGGGGGCAGAGGGAAGGAAGGCUGAGCUUGUGGAGUCACUGGAGCACAUGAAUGGGGAUAUUUUGAAUGGUGAUAUGGAGAUUAUUACCAUGGAUGAUCUACCGCCGUCAAUGCUAGUGAUGUCUUCAGCUGAAUUACAAAACAAGAUGGCUAACGAGCAGGAGGGCAACACUGGGGCGGCCGCACUUCUAGGUAUGAUGGAGGGCAUGCAAGAGUUGGCUGGGGACCCUCUGUUCCUUAAGGAACCAGAUGACGGCAGUGGCUAAUCCUGAUCAACUGAAUACUGUCGAUCUACAUCGCAUACAUGUAGAAAUGUGCACUGGAAAAUUGGGAACUGAGGAAUAAACUACAUGUAUAUGUGUAUGUGAUGACGUUGGUGGCAUCAUGCUAUUUCUACUUUUGUUAAUGUUCCUGAAACAUGUUAUGGAAUCUCAUGCACAUUUGUUCUGAAUCUGUGUAAAUGUUAUGAGUACAAACCUUGAGACGUAUUUGAAAAUCCACAAUCUUCAAAACUGAUGACUUAAAUUAUUGUAAGGUAAAUCAAAAGAACAUGGAUGUCUUUUGAGAUGUGGCUGGUAGGGAAGAGUGAACCUUGCUGACAUGGCGGAUAUUGUUGCAAACAAUGUGUCUUCAGUGUAUAAACUUUAUGAAUUGUUGUAUUGAAUCUUUGAAUUGUUGUAUCUGUUACACCUGUCUCUUACUAACUUCUUAGUUAUAAUGAAGUAUUUUGUUACCAAUAUAAUUAAAAAUAUUUAUGUUGUAAUUAGUAGCAUGUGUUAGUGUGGGUGUGUUUUGUGUACAUUCCAUUCUAAGAAAAUGUAGAAUUUCAUGUAGUUUUGCUGUGAUUGUUUUGAGUUGUGUUAACAUUUGUGCCAUUAUCUAAAUAUUGACAAUAGGACCGUCGCUGUAAUCAAUUAAUUAGUGCUGUUGGUUAUAUUUUUUAUGAUACAUUGAAUUGCAUAGUGUCUACACACACAUAACUGUUACUUUAAUUUGUACACAUACCUUUGUUUGACAGAUGAAAUAUUCAGACCAAAAUCUACCUUCAUACACUUUCUGCACAUAUGUUUAAGCUCUAUGCAAUGGGUAUUUACUUUUAUAAUUUAAGAAUACUUAUUACAUGUAUUGUGUACCAUAUUAUUUGUUGUGCAUGUGGUUAAUUUAAUUCAAAUCACGUACAUGAUUUAAUUUUUUAAAUAUUAAUUAUUGUCAUUGGUUCAUAAGCAUUUGUUGUCUUUGACUUAGCAGCUGUAUAAGUUGUAUACAUGUUAAUGAGUGAGAUGCAAAGAUUGUGUAAAUCAAAAAUGCACAUAAACUAGACACGUCUCAUUGGUACUGUAUGUGUUUGUUUAUAUGUUUACAAAAAAAUAGUUAAGGAAUUGUGUUCAUGUUUUAUGUUGAUCAAAUGACAAUUUUUCUUGUUCGGGUUUUCUGUAGUUUUUUUUAUACAUGAUCAAAUUAACUCCUUAAUUUAAUUUAUUCAGAUGUUUAAGAUCUUGACGUUACCUUUUUUUUAACACUUUGCCAUUCCUUUUUUUGUGGAAGAAUGCAUUUAUGACAUUGCUAUUUACAGUAUUCUUAAUAGUAACUUAUUAACCUUCAUGUGCUAAAUCAAUUUUAAUCCUGCAGCUUUUGCUUACAGUUUUGUUUUGUGUUUGUCUGUGAUCAGCAAUUCGUCCAAGUAGUUAAUGACUUAUUGGAAUUCCAAUUGUGAGUCUUUACAAGAAUACAAGAGUGAUUAGCUAUGUUAGUUUUUGUUAGGUAGUGUAGUUUUUUUACCAUAACAGAAGUAGACCUUAAUUGUGUCUUGUGAUAACUCGAUAUAACAACUAAGUUUGAAAUUAUUUGUAAAACGCAUUUUUUUUUAUCAUCCUACUUACAUGGCUUGCUGUAAACUGGUUUUGGAAUUUAAUGUAAGUUAUUUUGUAGCUUGCCAAUAUAGACCUUAUGUAAUCAUCAUAAUGAUUCUAGUAUAUAAGUCGUGUUCUGAGAAAACUGGGCGUAAUGCAUGUGCGUAAAGUGUUGUCCCAGAUUAGCCUGUGCAGUCUGCACAGGCUAAUCAGGGACGACACUUUCCGCCUAAAUUUGAAUUUUGCUAAGAAGAGCCUUCAUUUAAACGAAAAAUGUCAUUAAAGCGGAAAAAGUCGUCCCUGAUUAGCCUGUGCGGACUGCACAGGCUAAUCUGGGACGACACUUUAAGCACAUGCAUUAUGCCCAGUUUUCUCAGAACACGACUCAUUUAUUCAUGCAUAAAGGUCAAGGUCAGGUUAAAGUGGAUAGCUAUAUAUAACCAUUUUAUUUAAGUGAUCAAAUCUUGUGUGGAGUGUUCUCAUGUUUUAUCAUAGUUUCGUUGUUAAUUUUUCAGCAUCACUGUUGUAAAGGAUUAUUCAAUAAAGUUAUCACACUUU
This is a messenger RNA of Dreissena polymorpha, 8865 nucleotides long. Its product is annotated as pericentriolar material 1 protein-like. Bases 172 to 6723 code for a protein of 2183 amino acids. The record is from RefSeq and is a predicted model, not a curated record. Gene Ontology annotation, cellular component: centriolar satellite; centrosome; centriole. The transcript has 42 exons. NCBI's taxonomy places the organism in Eukaryota, Metazoa, Mollusca, Bivalvia, Myida, Dreissenidae. Gene Ontology annotation, biological process: centrosome cycle; microtubule anchoring at centrosome; cilium assembly.